AUGUUGAUUAAAGGGCACCUUUUGAGGUUUUAUGUCGAUUUGGAUUCAAUUCUUGCGGAUGACUGUAAUUUGGAAACUCUACGUCUAGUGCCCAAUGUGAUUCAGCAUUUUUCAAUACAGGUUGGGGGUUUCGACCUCGUAGAUGAUGAAAGUAAACCAGAAAGGCGUCCUACCAAGCAUAUGCCCAAGCCAGCUGAAUGGACAAAUGAGUUCAAUCCUACAUACUCUUACUACGCUUAUUACUGCUAUGCAAACUUGUAUACUCUCAAUAAGCGUGGCUUAAAUGUAUUGCUUUCUACAGAUGACCCUCUGCAAAUUCAUUUAACAAAGAAGCCUCUUGUGGAAGAAUACAGGGUUGCAGCAAAGUGCGAAGUAGUUUCUGCGCAUCUAGAUAGUGGAAGAUCAGUUGACGAACAAGGUGUUGAAGAUGUCUUUGAGCUUCUUUAUGAAUUAAAUGAAAGAGUCAAGACUGGGAUAUGCGUAACCACAAUGUUUUAUUUGGACCGGCCUAUGUACCUGCUGGGAUAUCUAGCCAAUCCAAGUAGGGUGUAUCUCAUUGACAAAGAGUUCAAUGUUAUGGGAUAUACAUUACUUCUUAGCUUGAUCGAGUAUAAGACACUUGUGAUGUGUGGUGACCUAGAACAGGCAAAUGAGGUUUUAUCCUCAAUUCCUAAGGAACAGCAUAAUAGGUCAAUCAGAAAGCUUCAGAAUCUUUGGCUGAUCCAGAAGAGUAUCCUAAUUUGUUUGAGGACUAGCAAGUCGCACUUGCAGUCGAAUCAAAAGUUGCAUAGACAAGCUGGUUUUUGCUGCUGUGUUGCUGAGCUGAAAGCUGCAAUGAAUAGCCAGAAUAGGAGCUAUGCUACAAGUGGAUUUGUUCCUCCUGCUUCAGGUCCUUUGUAG
This is a messenger RNA of Ilex paraguariensis (yerba mate), 900 nucleotides long. NCBI's taxonomy places the organism in Eukaryota, Viridiplantae, Streptophyta, Magnoliopsida, Aquifoliales, Aquifoliaceae. The record is from the annotation of a GenBank genome assembly.